AUGCCGUUUGCCAUCUCAGCAUCUUCUGUUAUUGGGUUGACGGUUGGAUAUCGGCAUAUUGAUUGUGCCGCAUUUUAUUGCAAUGAGAAGGAGAUUGGGUCAGCUUUAAAGACGCUGUUUGAUGAUGGUCUAGUUAAGCGUGAGGACUUAUGGAUCACCUCCAAACUCUGGUGUACUGAUCACGUGCCAGAAGAUGUACCAAAGGCAUUAGAUAAAACUUCACAGGACUUGCAACUUGACUAUGGGGAUCUGUAUCUAAUCCACUGGCCAGUUAGCAUGAAAAAGGGGUCCGUUGGCAACAAACCUGAAAAUCUUACCCAACCUGACAUUCCGGGUACAUGGAAAGCAAUGGAGGCACUCUAUGAUUCUGGGAAGGCUCGAGCUAUUGGAGUUAGCAAUUUCUCUUCAAAGAAACUUGGGGAUCUGUUGGAGAUAGCACGUGUGCCUCCAGCUGUUAACCAAGUGGAGUGCCACCCCGUUUGGCAGCAGCCAAAACUACAUACAUUUUGUAAAGCUACAGGAGUUCACCUGUCUGGAUAUGCACCAUUGGGUUCCCCUGGUAGUACGGCUGCUAUCAAUAACGAGAUCCUUAAGAAUCCAAUUCUCCUCACAGUUGCAGAGAAAUUGGGGAAAACUUCUGCACAAGUGGCUCUUCGUUGGGGGGUGCAAAUGGGUCAUAGUGUACUGCCUAAGAGCAGAAAUGAGGCGAGGAUCAAGGAAAAUUUAGAUGUUUUUGACUGGUCAAUACCUGAAGAUUUGUUUGCCAAGCUUUCUGAAAUUAAGCAGGAGAGGCUAAUUAAGGGUACUGUAUAUGCUCAUGAAACCUUUGGUGCCUACAAGACAAUUGAAGAACUCUGGGAUGGCGAAUUGUGAGCAAGCAUCAGAUGUUAAUUUCAGGCAUUGCUGCUUUUCUUUAAAUUUCCUUUUAUCCAGUUUGAUCCAAACUAAUUGAUUUUCAAUACUUUCUACCUGGUGGUGACCAUAGUCAGGGACCAAAUUGUUUCUGCCAGAUAAACUCGAAGUAAAUAAAAGAGCAUUUGCUGAGUAUGUCAGGUUGAGAAGUGAGUUGUGGCUAUUUUUAUUGAGAAAGGGUGAAACUAAAAAUUUGUAGUACCACUGUCAGAUACUGUUUUGAAUUGCAUCCAAAUUUCCAAAAUCAAUGACACGCCGAUUUUCUUGUCAUUGUUAAUCGACAUUGGUGGAAGUUUUACAAGAUCCAUCACUGUGGCCUACUUGUCUCAUGUGCCAAAUGCAACUUUUGAUAGUUGUUAGUGUUUCCAUAUUCUGUACCAAGUAUUUUCAUAAUUUCUUGCUACUAACAUUCAUAUAUUUGUAAUUUGUGGGUUGCAUUGUAUUUGAGU
Messenger RNA from Quercus robur (English oak), 1361 nucleotides. Its product is annotated as NADPH-dependent aldo-keto reductase, chloroplastic-like. Gene Ontology annotation, molecular function: aldose reductase (NADPH) activity. The record is from RefSeq and is a predicted model, not a curated record. Bases 1 to 873 code for a protein of 290 amino acids. Gene Ontology annotation, cellular component: cytosol. The transcript has 7 exons. Lineage: Eukaryota; Viridiplantae; Streptophyta; Magnoliopsida; Fagales; Fagaceae.